Molecule: messenger RNA, 3045 nt
Organism: Gasterosteus aculeatus aculeatus (three-spined stickleback)
Lineage: Eukaryota; Metazoa; Chordata; Actinopteri; Perciformes; Gasterosteidae
Source: RefSeq, a predicted model, not a curated record
GAGACCCGGGGAGGCUAUAAAAGUGGUUUCAUGCCCGCUGCAGUAAGAAAGAAAAAAAAAGAGAAAAGAAAAGCUGCGGUGGAUACGCGCGCAGACGGAGGGCAGGCGGCGCAGAGGAAGGACACGCAAUUUAACACCCACGCGCGCGCGAUUCGGUGCAUAUAUUCAAGUGUCCGCUCUCUCGUCAUAGGUAGAGACAGGCGGGCUUUGCGCGGUGGGGGCUUUCUACAGUGUCACGUCAGGGAGUUCGCAGUCAGGAAUACUGAACGCACAGACGGACACGGAGUUUUUUGGACAUUCUCUCCACUUCGGUCCACAUCGCUGCACGUGCGCUACUGCAGAGACGGGGAUGCGCGUCUUUUCCGGCCGCGCCGCAGCCGCUUGACACGUUUCGUCCCACCGCGCUGGAGGGUCUGCGUUCUCACGGGGGGGAUCCGGGCUCAGUUGUACUUCUUGCCGACCGCGCUUUGGAUGCCACGGAAAUGGGACCGCGCCAACGGGAGAGCGUGUCCGCGCCUUGUGGCAAAAGUUUCCUCUGGACCGCGCUGAUCCUCUGGCUCGCCACCACGUCAGCCGAGGGGACCUGGAAGACGGGACUUUACAAAACACACUACCCGGCCGGCGGCCAGGCUGCAGCCUCCCUCACCUCCGUCUAUCAGAAAAGGAACUGGUGUCCUCACACGGUCACUAAGACAGUGACCUGCCAGGUGCAGAAUGGGACGAUCCUGCAGCGGGUCUACCAGACGUGCCGCUGGCCGCAGGGAUGCACAGGAGGCAGCUACAGGACCGUGGUCAGACCUUCCUACAAAGUGGUCUAUCGCACUGUGACCUCUCUGGAGUGGAAAUGCUGUCCAGGAUUCAGCGGCGCUGCCUGUGAAGAAGAUGCGAAGAACCAGCUUGCAGCUCAAGAGGCCAUCAGGAAACCAUCCACGCUACGUCGGCCGCCUGCUCGUACAGGAGAGCCCAUCUCUAAUUGUCUCAACUGCAGUCGAAUCACAGCUUUGAGCGACCGGCUGAGCUCCCUGGAGGCGAAGGUGCAAUCAUACACUGUCCCGGCGUCCACAUCACAUCGCCAUCCCCAGGGCAAAGGAGCAACUGCCCCGGAGGCCUCAUCACUGAUGGGGGCUGUGGCCGCUCAGGGAGCUCCUGGUGAGCAGGGACCUGCAGGUCCUCAGGGGGAAAAUGGGAGAGACGGGCUGCCUGGCAGAGAAGGGAAGCCUGGAUCUCGAGGGCUGCCAGGUCCAAGUGGGCCUCGGGGGGAGGCUGGGACACGGGGCCCAUCUGGAUCGCCUGGAUUUAAGGGAUCUUCAGGACCUGCAGGCCCUCGUGGUCCACAAGGACUCCCAGGGGAAAGGGGUCUUCCAGGCCCGCCUGGCCCUCCGGGGCCUCCAGCUGAGGCCAGUGCCCACAUCCCAGAUCCGGACCAGAGUCGCGGAAAAGACCUCUUGUUCAGCAACACUUUCCAUGACUCCAGAGGGUCGCCUGUUCCAGGACCUCAGGGCCCCCCCGGGCCGCUCGGCCCACCAGGUCCCAGAGGCCCGGCAGGACCUGUUGGCCCAUCAGGACAGAAUGGGAAAUCUGGAGCUCCUGGACCGCAGGGCCCUGUGGGUCCAAAGGGAGAUCGCGGGGAGAGAGGCCCUCUAGGUUACCAAGGAGAGAGGGGCUUCAGGGGCGAGUCGGGAGCACCAGGUCCCAAGGGACAGCCAGGAGAGAAGGGCUUGCCGAGCAAUCUAAAUGGGGACGGCAUACAUCAGAUCAGAGAGGCGCUGAAGAUCUUAGCCGAGCGGGUUUUAAUCCUUGAGACUAUGAUCGGUAUUCAUGAGCCUGAUGUAGGGUCUGGGGACGGACCGUUUGGCACAGCCUCCCCUAGUUUCUACAGAGAUAAGCGAGCAGGUGCGCUUCCAUAUCGACUUGCUUCUCCUCUGUCCACCAACACCAAGGUUCGAGGGAAGUAGCCCCCUCCUGCUCACCCUGAGGAUCGCGCGCUGGGUUGACCCCCCCCCCCCCCCCCCCUCCCAUAGGUCUCAUUGGCCGUCAUCAGAUUUAGACCGUAUCUGAUACCUGAUACCCUCUCUGGGCUUUACUUUCAGAUUAAGGAUGGGGGGACACCUCAGGGAAAACACCACUGAUACUCCACAAUGUCCUCCUACAUCAGGAACCCGGUAACUAGUUCGAUCCCCGUAACCAAACAGGUGUCAUUGCGUAACGCAGCAAGCAGCUUCCUUUGGCUUCAGAAGUCCGGCCCCAGAGCGAAGAUGUUUAAUGUUUGAGGAAAGGAAAAUCUUCUUCGGUGCUCCUCGAGCUACAAACAGUUCCUGAAAAUUAGGCUCAUUUAGAAUAAUCAAUGAAAGGAGAAAUCAGAUGGGAGAAAAUAAACUGGAUUUUGCGUUUUUAUUGCUUUCACAAUGUAACUGCAAUCUGAAGAGAUUCCACUAUUUAAGUAUAAUGAGCAUGUACAGUUUGCAGGAGACAAGUACACAAACAAACCUCUUGUUCUAGUAUUCAUUUUGUUAUAAUCAUAUUGUUUAACUCAAUGUUAUGUAGUGCACUAAAAGAUGAAGGCAUCGCUACUUUAGCUAAGAUAUAUGUUGCUAGCAGUGUUUUGUAGUGUUUCUGGUGUAAGUGUUGCUCCCACCCUUCCCCCAUGGUACACACUGAUAAAGUGCUUUAAUAUACAAUAGUACAUCACGUUUAGUCUUUGCACAAGAACACACAUUUGGGUUUGAUGACAUAUAAACCAAAAACAGCCACAUAUUAUGUUGCAUUCUGAAAAGAAAACUCAUUUUAAACAUCUCUGGAAUUGGAUGUCCAUUCUAAGGAAACAUAUUACCACGUGUUAAACUGUCCCCAUGAAAACACCUGGUGAUUGUUGUUUUUUUUCAAACUUAUUGUGAAACUAUUUAAAAUGAUCAUUGUAUCUUAUUUUGUAUGCUGUGUAACCAUUUUAUAUUUCAUUCAACAUGUUUUUCAUGCAAAUUUUGUUAUUGUGAUAAUCCUGUCUAGAGGAAUGGUGUAAUAAAAUAAUGCACGUUGUUUUUUUAUUAA